Molecule: messenger RNA, 151 nt
Organism: Didymodactylos carnosus
Lineage: Eukaryota; Metazoa; Rotifera; Eurotatoria; Philodinida; Philodinidae
Source: the annotation of a GenBank genome assembly
UGGAGGUAUGGGAGGCUACGGAGGUUACGGUGGUGGAGGAAUGGGAGGUUAUGGAGGUGGCUUCAAUCAAGGUGGUUACGGUGGAAUGGGAGGAGGAGGAUUUGGUGGCCAAGGAUACGGUGGUAAUAUGGGUGGUGGAGGAUGGUUCUAG